AUGGAUUUCCUGAAAUCAGCCAUCGGAUCCGCCAUCGCGAAGGGCGGAGGACUCCCAUUCUCCCUCGGCGACAGAGUCGACAUCGGUGAUUCGGUCUGGGCACUGCACAACGGUACGAAACGGGAUGACGGUUCCGCUUGCAGUGUUUUUGCAUUUGAUGUGAAUGCGAACAAGUCGCGCCUCCCUCUUGCGAAAAAUGCGGUGCGCAAGUCUAGGACGUUGCGGCAUCCUGGUGUUAUCAAGGUUUUGGAUACGAUUGAGACGGAGCACAAUCUGUAUAUUGUCACGGAACGAGUCGUGCCACUCAGCUGGCCGGUGAAGCGGAGGAGCUUGAGUGAAGAGACGGCCAAGUGGGGGUUGUAUACUGUGGCGUCUACUCUCAAAUUCAUCAACGACGAUGCUUCCUCAGUUCAUGGUGCCGUGCGUGCAUCCUCGGUGUUCACAAGCGAGAGCGGCGAGUGGAAGCUAGGAGGAUUCGACAUUCUGAGCUCAAUGAAGGAAGACGAUGCGAUUAUAUAUACGUACGGAAACAGUGUGCCUGAUGCCGCUCGAUACACACCCCCGGAGGUUGUAAAAACAGGCUGGGAUACCAUCAAGCGCAAUCCUUUGGCAGCAGUUGAUGCCUACGGGCUGGGUAUCUUAAUCUUCGAAGUUUUCAAUGGGGGUUUCUCAGGCGGCGACCAAGCUGGCAAGACAACGAACAUUCCUCCCAGUAUGCAGCAAAGCUAUAAACGCCUUUGCACGGCCAAUCCGAAGCUACGACUGAGCCCGGGUCAUUUCGUGGAGCAGGGAAAGAAACAAGGUGGAUUCUUCCAGACACCACUCAUUCGAAUGACUGAAGACAUCGACAGCUUGGGGCUCAAGAGUGACGCCGAGCGUGAAGAAUUUAUUAAUGAGCUUGAUAAUCUUUCUGAUGACUUCCCAGAGGAAUUCUUCAAGAUGAAGGUCCUCCCCGAGCUUCUGAAGUCCGUCGAGUUUGGCGGCGGUGGACCGAAAGUUCUUGGAGCUACCCUAAAGAUUGGAGCAAAGCUGUCAGCAGAAGAAUUCAACGCUAAGCUGACUCCUGUUAUUAUCCGCUUAUUUGGCAACCCUGAUCGAGCAUUGCGGGUCUGCCUCUUGGAUAACCUUCCGUCAAUGAUCGAUAAUCUUCCCCAGAGGGUUGUCAACGACAAGAUCUUCCCUCAGAUGACUUCUGGUUUCACCGAUGUUGCCCCGGUGGUUCGAGAACAGACAGUGAAGGCUGUUCUAACUAUCAUCAACAAACUCAAUGAUAGGAUUGUCAAUGGAGAACUGUUGAAGUUCCUCGCCCGCACAGCUAACGAUGAGCAACCUGGCAUCCGGACAAACACGACGAUUUGUCUUGGCCGGAUUGCUAAGAACCUAAGUCAGGGUACUCGCUCCAAGGUGCUUAUUGCCGCAUUCACGAGAGCCACCAGAGACCCCUUUGUCCACGCUCGAAACGCAGGACUUUUGGCUCUAUCCGCGACUAUCGAUGUAUUUAGCGAGGAAGAUUGUGCUGUUAGGAUUCUACCUGCCAUUUGCCCUGCACUUUUGGACAAGGAAAAAUUGAUCCGCGACCAAGCAAACAAGACUUUUGAUGUGUAUGUCCAGCGGACACGGAAAUAUGCCAGCACGAUGCCAGACACCGUUAUACCCUCCGUUGCACCCACAGAAGUCAACAAACCCGAUGCUCGUGUUGGAACCCCCAAUGACAACUCAUGGGCCGGCUGGGCCAUCUCAUCAUUCACAAACAAAAUCGCAACCGCUAAUGGCGAGAUUGAACCCACCGCCAACAUUAGCAAGACUGUUGAUCCCGAUACUGCCCGCUCAGCGUCGGUUCCUCGUCCCGCCAAACCAUCACCCUCAACCCCAGCCGAACUACCAAAACAGGUCCUCCGUCCUACCGCUCAGUCUUUGAACCGGUCAAUGUCAGAUCGCCCAGCCCCAGUGGUCCACGACGAGCCCGAAGAAGAAGAAGGUGAUGACGUUUUCGAUGCUUGGGGUGCCAUGGACGACGACGAAAAAGACGACGAUCCAUUCACUGCCGCUGUAGCCUCUCCCAAACCCACAUCUCCUGUUCCCUCAUCGAACAAAGCCCCUGCGGUGCCUUACGAUGAUGGCGGCGAACCCGAUUUCGCCGGCUGGCUUGCCGCGAAGUCUCAAACCAAGGCCAAAAACCCCCUGCCAAAGGGUCUGACCAAGGCGGCUUCUACCAACACCGUUACCACACGGUCGACGAUAAGCACCGCCAAGCCUCGGACUGCUGUGGUUGCACCUAAGAAGAUCGAUACUAAACCCAAAGACGAGGAGGCCGAUGAUGAUUGGGGGGAUGCAUGGGAGUAA
Penicillium samsonianum is the source of this 2343-nucleotide messenger RNA. Its product is annotated as COPI-interacting protein CEX1. Gene Ontology annotation, cellular component: cytoplasm. The record is from RefSeq and is a predicted model, not a curated record. Lineage: Eukaryota; Fungi; Ascomycota; Eurotiomycetes; Eurotiales; Aspergillaceae. Gene Ontology annotation, molecular function: protein kinase activity; ATP binding. Gene Ontology annotation, biological process: tRNA export from nucleus; protein phosphorylation. The transcript is spliced from 9 exons. Bases 1 to 2343 code for a protein of 780 amino acids.